AAACCACCGUCGGAAGCUUCUGGUCUUCUCCCGAUCAAAGAAAACAAUCUCCAAUUCCUCGGAAACUUUUUCAUCCUAAAUUUCUCGGCUUUUUCUGGUGCGAUCUGAUUGGAUUUAGUGGCUUACAAUGAGGGAAAGAAGUUACAGGGAAAGGAGCUACAGUUACAGUCCUCCACCAAGGGGUUAUGGAAGGAGAGGUCGUAGUCCAAGCCCUGGAGGUCGCUAUGGUGGCAGCAGGAGAGAUCUUUCAACAAGCCUUCUAGUUCGGAACCUGCAUCCUGAUUGUAGGCCUGAAGAUCUUCGCAGGCCAUUUGGACAAUUUGGUCCUUUAAAGGACGUCUAUCUGCCGCGUGAUUACUAUACAGGAGAGCCUCGAGGAUUUGGUUUUGUCCAGUAUGUAGACCCUGCAGAUGCGGAGGAAGCCAAGUAUGAAAUGGACAGGCAGAUAUUUUUCGGCAGGGAGUUGACUGUUGUAUUUGCAAAGGAGAGCAGAAAGAAACCAGCUGAGAUGAGGGCUAAGGAAAGAACGAGGAGCCGAUCAUAUGAUUAUCGGUCACCACCAAGACAUUCCCGCUCCCGUUAUUCCCGAUCCCCAUCACCCCGUUAUUCCUGUUCGCCAUCACCUAGAUGGAGAGGUUAUUCAAGAUCUGUUUCUCCCCGAGAUGGAAGGUAUUAUCGCGGUCGGUCUCGCUCUUAUUCUCCUUCCUACAGAAGGUCAAGGAGCAGGAGUGAAGAAUAUGCAAGGAAGCGACGUCACAGAGAAAGGUCUCUUUCAGUAAGCCAGUAAGCUGGUAGCUGGUAGAUAUCUAAGCAGCAGUGAUGUUGUUGGUUCUCUACUACAUUCUUAUAUUUGAAUUUAGUAGCAUAUAAUGUACGCCAAUGACUGGGAGUUGUUACGCAUCGUAAUUCGUAAGUGUGGAACUUGGCUUUUGAGUCCCUAGUAUAUGGUAUCGGUCAAUAUCUUUUAUCA
Asparagus officinalis (garden asparagus) is the source of this 970-nucleotide messenger RNA. RefSeq names its product serine/arginine-rich SC35-like splicing factor SCL30A. The transcript has 6 exons. Lineage: Eukaryota; Viridiplantae; Streptophyta; Magnoliopsida; Asparagales; Asparagaceae. Gene Ontology annotation, biological process: mRNA splicing, via spliceosome. Bases 128 to 787 code for a protein of 219 amino acids. Gene Ontology annotation, cellular component: nuclear speck; cytoplasm. Gene Ontology annotation, molecular function: RNA binding. The record is from RefSeq and is a predicted model, not a curated record.